CACACACAUAUGUGUAUUUAUAUAGGGGAUGAAAUAGUAAAAAUAACAUGGAAAGGCGGAAAAUGCGUAAAUCUUUAUUAAAUUGAUAUGUUGUGUAUUAAUAACAAUAUUAUCUAUUCUCUCGAGGAACACGUGGCAAAGGAACUGACAGAAAUUCAAGAGAGUGACAUUUGCGCAUGUUCGAUGUUUUGGCGCCGCGGCGACAUUUCCCGCGACGUGCUUGCAGUUUCGCGUGAGCUUGCAAUGGUGGAGGACGCUUUGACGACCGGUGACAAUUUCGAGAAUCUUUGUUGAAAGGCGUAUCAACGUGCAGAUUUAUCGCAUCUCAUGAUAAUUCAAACUAAGGAUCUCGCUAAGGACACCGACGGUGAUAUGUCUACCUACGAAAGGUCGAGCGACACGCAUCAUCUAACGACGAUGACAAGGAUCGUCGGGGUGUGCACUGCUGUUGGAAUUUUAUCUCGAAGACCGCGGCGGGAUAGAAAUGAUCCUUCUGUUUUUACUUCGAACGAGGAGGGGAUGAAGCGCGAGAAACACUCCGCUUUUCAUUACCGCAUGAAAGUUGUGUGCGGCGUCGGCGCGGAUGUGGCGUACCAUCGACAUGUCAUGGGGCUUUACGUUACGGCGGCAUCGGGUGUGAUCUUCUUUCUCGAAGUAACUUGGGCCAUUACGCUGUUUGUGCAGCUCUGCGUCAGAAACGAAGAUUCUCUCUGCUCAUGUUGUUGGUCCACUGUUUUGACAACUACACGAGGCUGGCGAAAAGCGUUGCUGUAUUUGCCAUUAUCAUGCGUCUUGGCAUGGCGACCCAAUAGACUUUGGCUCUCCUACGUUGCGGAUACGGUUUGCAGCCGGCCUGUUGGCGGUAUUGUCCUUGCUGCAUAUUGCAUCGAGUGCAUUAGGACGACGAGAUUCUUGCCAAUCGAACGUCGGAACCGAUUCCGUAGGCGAGAGUCUCUUGAACUCCAGGCAGGACAAUUACGAUCGCUUCGAGGAAGUCCUAGUAACGGAGGUUCUCGAUGACGGCGUAUCAGGAUCAGGUCGCUGUCCCGGGGAUAGCGAUGGUGAGAUAUGACACGAGCGACGGUCCUCCUGGGCUAGCGAAUCCGACGAGGACAGCGAGCUUGAACAGAGGACAUGUCAAAUCGCCACGUUAUCUUAGAUCUGACAAAUCUUUGAUCCGAUUUGAUCCUGUGAAAGCAAAUGAUUCUGCUCGUGGCAAAGAAACAAACAUUACAAAUACGCGAGGCCGUAAUAAUGCCUUCUAAAGUUAUGCAAAAUAAAUGACUAAAAAGUCAUUUUGUGUGCGAGACUUAAUCUAAAAAUCUAAAAAAAAGAUAAAGGAGAAAAGCAUACUGAAUUUACUAAUUAUUAAAUUUGCAUAAAUCUGCAUAAAUCUAAAUACGAUAAUAUAGUAAUGGAAGAGAGGUAUAUUGUAUGCGCAUAGGUACACGGAGGAAUGAAAAAAUGCAUAAAUAUUUUUCUUAGAUAGAUAUUUCUUACCCAGACAUUACAAAAAAGCCAAAAGAUCUAAGAGACGUCUAAAGAAUAAUAAAACGUCUUUAAGCCGUUUUUUAAAAAUAUAUUUUGUCUGGAUAGUUUAUAGGUGAUGAUUUUCUAUGCAUUAUGCAUUUUAGAACAUAACAGGUACAAAUAUACGUAUAAUAUUAUAAUGCAUGAUAUGUACAAAACUAUAAAACUUCGAUAAAGUGAUUAUUCAGUAUGCUACUAAAUUAUUGUAUACACGUUAUGCUAAUAAAUACUUUCUAAAAGUA
Messenger RNA from Camponotus floridanus (Florida carpenter ant), 1772 nucleotides. RefSeq lists its product as uncharacterized. Bases 328 to 1020 code for a protein of 230 amino acids. The transcript is spliced from 8 exons. The record is from RefSeq and is a predicted model, not a curated record. NCBI's taxonomy places the organism in Eukaryota, Metazoa, Arthropoda, Insecta, Hymenoptera, Formicidae.